Messenger RNA from Pelobates cultripes (western spadefoot toad), 244 nucleotides. The record is from the annotation of a GenBank genome assembly. Lineage: Eukaryota; Metazoa; Chordata; Amphibia; Anura; Pelobatidae.
AUGGCGGAGGUCAACACGACAUUCAAGCAGAGUCUGCUCACAAACCACAUGCCGCACCAAGAAACCAUGAAGCGUCUGGAUGAUAUCUUUAACUGCUUUUGGGAACGACUAUGGGAGCGACAAAAAGCAGCCCGGCCCGCACAGCACACUCCACAGAUCACGGGUGUGCGGGGUCGCAUGCAACGAGAGGUGAGGGUGAAACCCUCGGGCACAGCGUCAGUCCACCCACCUACCCCCACUUUAA